AUGGAUCAGCAGAAAACCAUUUUCAACUAUCUCCGAUCCGUCGAUUGCUGCCGGGUGUGCUGCUUGCGGCAUCUUAAAGCCACGAAGGAAGACUUUCUCGAUGUGAAUGCUGCGUUGGCGAAGCGUAAUCUGGAACCACAGGAAACGACCACUGAUGAGCCGAGAGUGAAAAAGGCGAAGCCAAAUCUGUGCAUCACUUGUCUGGGACUGUUCGAGUCGCUCGAUUCCCUGGUGGCCGAAGUAAAGCAAAGUGAGGCCUUCCAUCGCUUUCGCGUUGAGGCCGGAUUUCUGAUCUCAAUAUCGCUACCGAUCGUGCUACAACUUCGCCAGCUGGCACUGUGGUUCGAUCUGUACGCUCGCUUCCCGGACACGUUCCGCAAGGACACGCCGCCCGAUUUCGCCAUUAAGGAUGCCCUGAAGAUCAUCAUUAUUGAUCAGCUUGAACGAACGCUCGGCAGACCAUUCUCGGUGGACGGUGUAAUGAUAACCGUUCCGUACAGCUACGAGCUAGAGCAGAAGGAGCUGGCCACACUGGAGCUUAUUCAGCCAGAAGUUUUUGCCAAGCGAAAACGGCACAAACAUUGCAAGCGAGAUUUCAUCACCCGGAACGCUUUCGAAAAGUUCUUUCACCCGGACGUGAUCGAUGGGGAAUUGUUUGGCAAUCACUACCCUGUGCCACCGGUGGUGGUGCAGAACGAGGGGCUGGUUCGUGGUCCGGUCUCGUUUACCGGUCCCACCAUUUUCCUUGCCGGAAGGUACAACAAGGUAUCGCGUGAACUCAGCCAAACUCCGUGGAUCAUCGACGGCAAGCGGAUGAUGGAGGGCAGCGUACAGGAAACGAUCGGGGCACCCAUCGCACCACACUUUGGCGUACCGCUGGAGCAGCUAAUAUUUUCCGCCAGCGGCCGCGAGGAUGUCGAUGUGCGCUGCCUCGGCGAAGGACGUCCGUUUGUGAUGGAGAUACCGAACGCGGUGUGCGAUCAGUUGCCCGAAGAUGUUGCCGUCGCCAUGGAGCGAUCCGUGGACGAGUCGAAGAAUGUCUCGAUCAAGGACCUGCAGCUGGUAAAGCGUGAAGAUCUCGGUCACAUUCGUGGUACCGAGCUAGAUAAGAGGAAGUUUUAUAGUGCCCUUUGCGUAACGGCGGAACCGGUUACGAAAGAAAUGAUCAGCAAACUGCGCACCGCAGAACCGUUUGUUAUAGAGCAGGUGACGCCGCUACGGGUACUACAUCGGCGGCCACUUCUGAAGCGGCAGAGGACGAUAUACAGCAUGCGGGCACAGGCCUGCCGGGACAAUCCGCACGCCAUGGUGAUCGAUAUCGUGACGGAGGCGGGCACCUACAUCAAGGAGCUAGUCCAUGGCGAUUUCGGACGGACGCAGCCAAAUUUAUGUAAGAUGAUCGGUAUGCCGAUCGACAUCCAAGCGCUCGACGUGAUGGCAAUCGAUCUCGAUUGGCCCAAACGAUUGAGACGGUAA
Molecule: messenger RNA, 1476 nt
Organism: Anopheles cruzii
Lineage: Eukaryota; Metazoa; Arthropoda; Insecta; Diptera; Culicidae
Gene: Pus10
Product: putative tRNA pseudouridine synthase Pus10
Exons: 2
Coding region: 1-1476 (491 amino acids)
Biological process (GO): tRNA pseudouridine synthesis
Molecular function (GO): RNA binding; pseudouridine synthase activity
Source: RefSeq, a predicted model, not a curated record